Messenger RNA from Ramularia collo-cygni, 4407 nucleotides. Its product is annotated as related to SMC4-Stable Maintenance of Chromosomes. Gene Ontology annotation, cellular component: chromosome. The transcript has 2 exons. Gene Ontology annotation, biological process: mitotic chromosome condensation. NCBI's taxonomy places the organism in Eukaryota, Fungi, Ascomycota, Dothideomycetes, Mycosphaerellales, Mycosphaerellaceae. The record is from RefSeq and is a predicted model, not a curated record. Bases 1 to 4407 code for a protein of 1468 amino acids. Gene Ontology annotation, molecular function: ATP binding; protein binding; ATP hydrolysis activity.
AUGGCAGAGACAUCGCCCGUGCGAUCUUCGCGCCGGACGGCGUCGCGGCGCACACUUGUGGUGGAAAGUGAUGAUUCGGACGCGGAGAAUUCGGUCGUCAGUAGACAGGACGACGACGACGAGGAGGAGGAGUUCACACCCGCACCAAAAGCCACGCGAGCAUCACGCAAACCAGCGAGCGAUGCGAUACCACGGAGGAGGACAGUGGCAUCUCGGAGAACCACACGCCAAUCUGUCGAGCCGUCCAUUGAACCAUCUCAGGUGUUUAGCCCGCCGGAAAGCGUUGCUGAAGAGCCCGCAUCGCCCGCAAAGAAGUCUGCACCCAAACGACGCAGUGUGAAGGAUGCUCGCGCUGCAAGGCAGAGUCGCGGUGCCUCAAGAGCCUCCAUCGUUCCGGAUUCGCAGGAGACAGAGGUUCCGCCUCCACUUCCUACACCGCAGCAAACAGCAUCCCCGUCACCCGAUGCGAACUCCCGGCAGGGCACUCCACUGACGGAUAUUACGGAAUCUGCAAUCAACGAUCAAACGCCCCGUCAGGCGGCCCGAUCCCAUACGCCUAUCGAUGAUCUUCCCGAUGCAAGUGAGAACAUGUCGACACCGAAGAAGACGCCGAAUGACGAUGUUGAGAUGGAGGAUGCAAUGGAUACCACCGAAGUCCCGCCAACACCCAAGACGGAAGCCAGAGUGAAAAAAGUGGACGCCAAUGUUACCAAGCUGGAUCGACCAAUGGAUAUUGUUGUUCGCAAGAGAGCUGUAGGCGUGCCGCAAUCGCAAGAGCCCGUUGAGCCAAAGGCACGCAUGACUAUCACGUAUCUCAUAAUGACCAACUUCAAGUCGUAUGCCGGAAGACAGCAAGUUGGGCCUUUCCACGCUUCCUUCUCCUCGGUCGUUGGUCCGAACGGUUCGGGCAAGAGCAAUGUCAUCGACUCUCUGCUGUUCGUCUUCGGGUUUCGUGCUAGCAAGAUGCGCCAAGGCAAGAUCUCUGCACUCAUCCAUAACAGUGCUCAGUAUCCUGAUCUCGACUUCUGCGAGGUUGAAGUCCACUUCCAGAUGGUCAUGGAUCAACCUGAGGGCGGAUCAGUUGUCGUUCCCGAUUCGCAGCUGGUAGUGUCCCGACGAGCAUUCAAGAACAACGGUAGCAAAUACUACAUCAACGGGAAGACUUCGGAUUUCACGACCGUCACGACAUUGCUUAAGGACCGUGGCAUCGACCUUGACCACAAACGCUUUCUUAUCCUGCAAGGCGAGGUGGAGUCCAUCGCGCAGAUGAAACCAAAAGCUGCCAACGAGCACGAUGAUGGUCUGCUAGAGUACCUCGAGGAUAUCAUUGGAACGUCCAAGUACAAAGCACCCAUCGAUGAGGCGGCCAAGGAAACGGAGGAGUAUAACGAUGWGUGUUUGGAAAAGAGCGGCCGCGUACAGCAUGUGGAGAAGGAGAAGAAUGGUCUUGAAGGGAAGAAGGACAAGGCUUUGGCAUACAUUAGGGACGAGAACGACUUGGCCUCAAAACAGUCCGCACUUUACCAGAUCUACGUCGCGGAGUGUGGCGACAACAUUCAAGUAUCUGAAGAGGCUAUAGGCCAGAUUCAAGAGCAGCUGGAUGCCGAACUCACACGACAUCAAGGAGCCGAAGAUGUGAUCAAAGCUCUCGAGAAGGAGUACAAGGCGGAGUCAAAAGCUUACGAGAAGACCGCAAAAGAGACUGAAGCACUCAAAAAGCAAGCCGACGACCUCGACAAAGCCUCUGUCAAGAUCGAGGAGAAGAGGAAGCAUCUCAAGAACAAGGAGAAGAAGCUUGAGAAAACCCGAGAUGCCUCCAAGUUCGAGAUAUCCCAAUCUCAGACAUUGGCCUCACAAGCCGAGCAGGACAUUGAGCGUCUAACCGCUGAGAUAGAAGAGCUGGAACAGGAAAUGCAGAUGGAAGACAAGGAGCUCGCCAAAAUUCGAAAUGCCCUCAAAGGAAAGACGCAGGGGAUCAGUGACGAGAUUGCCGCAAAGCAAAAGCAGCUCGAGCCUUGGAGUGCCAAGAUCAACGAAAAACAGUCCUCCAUGGCUGUCGCACAGAGUGAGCUAGACAUCCUGCGAGAGCGAGAGAGCUCGGGCGCUACAGCCAUCUCUGAAGUAGAAGCAAAGAUUGCGGCCCUUCAAGAACAGCGAGAAAUCAAAGCUGCCGAGAUUGACGCUUGUAAGAAGCAACGCAAGGCUGCGGAGAAGGAGAUACAAGACGUGCAAAGCAAGCUUGAGAAUGUAAACGCCAGAGAGCCGGCCCUCAAGACCAAGCUCUCUAACGCGAGACAAAAGGCUGAUGAAGCACGCGCAAGCUUGUCAGCCACUCAGAGCCAAGGGAACGUGCUUGCUGGACUUACUCGUCUCAAAGAGUCUGGCCGAAUUGAUGGUUUCCACGGACGUCUGGGCAACCUUGGUGCUAUUGACGCCAGGUACGAUAUCGCCAUUUCGACCGCGUGUCCUUCUCUUGAUAACAUGGUCGUCGAUUCUGUCGAGGCGGCGCAGCAAUGCAUUGAAUACCUGCGGAAGAACAACCUUGGCCGUGCCAACUUCAUUUGUCUAGACAGGCUAGCGCAGCGCGAUAUGUCGCCCAUUCAAACUCCUGAGAACUGCUCAAGGCUCUUCGAUCUGGUCAAGAGUCGGAACGAGCGCUUUCUUCCGGCCUUUUACAGCGUGUUGCAGAACACGCUCGUAGCAAAUGACUCUCAGCAAGCAGACCGCGUUGCAUACGGAGCCAAGCGAUGGCGAGUAGUCAGUCUGGAGGGUAAGCUGAUUGACAAGUCUGGUACCAUGAGCGGUGGUGGAACACGUGUGGCACGUGGAGCAAUGUCGUCCAAGGUCGCGGGUGAUACAACCAAGGAGCAGGUCUCGAAAAUGGAGAUCGAUCGAGAGGCUCUCGAAAAGGAAUAUUCUGCAAUUCAACACGAGCAACGUGAGCUUGACGGACAGGCACGGGAAUUGCAAAGUCAGAUCCCAAAACUCGAUACCAAGGCACAAAAGCUCGGCUUGGAGUUGGGAAGCAUCGAUCGCAACAUCGAAGACGCGCAGCAACGUAUUGAAGAGCUGACUGCCGAGUUGAAGGGUGCCAAGUCAGACAAGAGCAAGCUUGCCAGUCUAGAGAAGGGCAUCGUUGCCAUGCAGAAAGAGAUUGAGAAACUUCAAUCCGAAACAGAAGGAAUUGAGGGAGAGAUCAAGGAGCUGCAAGACAAGAUUAUGGAGAUUGGAGGUGUAAAGCUGCGCGGACAGAAAGCCAAGGUCGACGGGCUCAAAGAGCAGAUUGACCUGCUGACGGAGUCGCUGAAUGCGGCCGAAGUUUCGAAGACCAAAGCCGAGAAGCAGCGCGUGAAGCAUGAGAAGGUCCACAGCGAUUCUGGUGACGAGCUGGCGAAGAUUGCCAACGAUAUCGAGAAGGUUGAAGGCGAUAUGUCAGCCCAGAAUACUGAUAACUCUGGACUGAGGAGGCAGGUCGAUGAGGCCACUGUUGCUCUCGAGGAGAAAAUGGACGUGAUUGAACAAAUGAAGAAGUCACUGGAGGAGCAUCGAGAAGAACUUAACAACACUCGCGGAGCAGAAGUUGAGAUGCGCAAUAAGCUGGAGGAGAAUAACAAGCAUCUCGCCGAAAAUCAGAAGCGACUGCGCCAUUGGCAGGAGAAACUCGGCAAGCUCACUCUGCAGAAUGUGAGCGAAGAAGGCGAAGAGAAGGACCCGGAGCCUGUGCCUGAACUGAGCCGCGAUGAGCUCGAAGAUCUAGACAAGGAUGACCUGAAGGCCUCAAUUGCCUCGCUGGAAGAACGCACUUCUCAAUCUGUGGAGCUGUCUGUUCUCGCAGAGUACCGCCGCAGAGUCAACGAGUACACCACACGUCUUGCGGACCUUAACGAAUCUCUUGAAAGGCGAGAUGGCGCAAAAAAACGCACCGACGACCUCCGCCGAAUGCGACUAGAAGGCUUCAUGGAGGGCUUCUCUACCAUCUCCCUCCGACUGAAGGAAAUGUACCAGAYGAUCACCAUGGGCGGUAACGCGGAGCUGGAACUCGUGGACUCCCUCGAUCCAUUCUCCGAAGGUAUCUUGUUCUCCGUCAUGCCUCCCAAGAAGAGUUGGAAGAAUAUCGGCAAUCUUUCUGGAGGUGAGAAGACGCUGAGCUCUCUGGCGCUGGUCUUUGCGCUGCAUCAUUACAAGCCCACACCGCUUUAUGUCAUGGAUGAGAUCGAUGCCGCGUUGGAUUUCAGGAACGUGAGCAUUGUCGCCGCAUACAUUCGGGAGAGGACGAAGAAUGCGCAGUUUAUUGUUAUUUCGUUACGGAACAACAUGUUUGAGUUGGCGUCGAGGUUGGUGGGAGUUUACAAGACGAAGAGUGUGACUGUUGAGAAUGAGGAUUAUAUUGUGCCGAGGGUACAGUAG